AUGGUAUCCCUCACUGAAGGCCAGAAAGCGACUCUUAGUCAUGAAGCAGUCGAAUUUCUUACCAAAAUCCGCCAUCCUCCACUGGCUAAUACCAUCUCAUCCUUCAUAACGUCACCAUGUCGAGUCCCAGGUCUGCGUCAGGGCUUUACAGAAAAGACAGCUCCUGGGGAAGCCCUCUUAAUCGAGAAACACAAGAUACAAAUCACCGAGAUUAUAAUUGCCGGCGUCUCAGUUUUCGUGAUUGAACCACCAGUCAUCAAGCCCGAGAAACAGAAGAAAAUACUGUUCAACGUCUUUGGCGGAGCGUUCAUCGUGGGCAGCUCUAAAGAUAGAGCCGCGCUUACUAUGUCAGUUGAACUUGGUGUUCGUGUCUACUCGGUAGACUAUACCAAAUCUCCUGAGGCCAAGUACCCUGAAGCUCGGGAUCAAUGUCUUGCUGUAUACCGCGAACUCCUCCAGCAUGGCCCUCCAGGUGGGGCUCCAGCUGAUCCAUCCGAUAUUCACGCCAUGGGAUGUUCUUCAGGCGCACAGAUCCUUGUCUCCAUGCUUCUUGUCGCGAGGCAAAAAGGUCUGCCGAUGCCAACAGCUGGGAUGUAUCUCUGCACGCCUGCUCUCGACCUAAGUGGCGCUGGCGAUUCAAUGGUAUUCAACUCUUUGGGACGCGAUAUCAUGCCUGUUAGUCUUCUUACUGGCAUGGUAUCCCAGAACUAUGCUCCUGACGGAAUCGACGUGACUGAUCCUUUUUACUCGCCUAUUUACGCUGACUAUGAUGAGUCUUUCCCGCCGACAGUCAUCACAGUUGGGACGAGGGAUUUUGCAGUUAGCCAUGGGAUACGGUUCUAUUGGAAACUGAGGGAGGCUGGGGUAAAGGUCGAGCUUCUAGUCUCGGAAGGAAUGUGGCAUGGCUUCAAUUGGGACCCGGUGAUCCCGGAGUCAAUCAGGGCUCGUGCUGCUGUGAUCGAAUUCCUGGAAGAUUCCCGAUAG
This is a messenger RNA of Fusarium musae, 984 nucleotides long. RefSeq lists its product as uncharacterized. Gene Ontology annotation, molecular function: hydrolase activity. Lineage: Eukaryota; Fungi; Ascomycota; Sordariomycetes; Hypocreales; Nectriaceae. Bases 1 to 984 code for a protein of 327 amino acids. The transcript has a single exon. The record is from RefSeq and is a predicted model, not a curated record.